This is a messenger RNA of Megalops cyprinoides (Indo-Pacific tarpon), 1066 nucleotides long. It is a transcript of the gene txndc17, whose product is annotated as thioredoxin domain containing 17. Bases 118 to 489 code for a protein of 123 amino acids. Lineage: Eukaryota; Metazoa; Chordata; Actinopteri; Elopiformes; Megalopidae. The record is from RefSeq and is a predicted model, not a curated record. Gene Ontology annotation, molecular function: protein-disulfide reductase [NAD(P)H] activity. Gene Ontology annotation, cellular component: cytosol. The transcript is spliced from 4 exons.
CCUGUAGUCAUACCAUUAGCUAGCUGCACAGCUUGUUGCUACUGUAUAGUAGAGGAACCGUGCUAGCUACCUUGCUUUUAGACACUCAGACCAAAUUUGCCUAUCACCGUAAUAAGUAUGACCCAUUACGAAGAGGUGUCCGUUCGAGGUUACGAUGAAUUCUGCAAAGCAGUGUCAGAGAGAAAAGGCAAAGAUAUAUUUGCAUAUUUCUCCGGCGACAAAGACGCACAGGGUGUGAGCUGGUGUCCAGAUUGUGUUAAAGCGGAGCCCAUCGUUCGGGCUGAAAUGGCACACCUUCCAGAGGGGUCUGUCUUCAUCUAUUGUCAGGUUGGAGAGAGGCCCUACUGGAAGGACCCCAGCAAUGAAUUCAAGAAGACACUGAAGCUUAGUGGAGUUCCUACAUUACUUCGAUAUGGCACGCCUCAGAAGCUUGUAGAGGAGGAGUGCUUCAAGUCUGACCUGGUGCGGAUGAUGUUCACAGAGGACUAAAGGACCUCUCUCUUCACUGUGCGCCGCGCCUGGCGCACUGCACCAAUCAAUGCGCCCUCCGUGCCAACUGCGAAAUAAAGAAAUCUGGACGUCCCCUUCCCCUGUCCUGACACUACCGUCUCCUGAGAAAUGCUGUGGCUCUUAUUUCUAUGUUAUGUCUGUAUGACUUGGAAUAAUGUCUGCUCCAUCCAUUCUCAUUUCAAGUAAAUGGGUGAUUGUUUUUUUUUUUUUUUCCCCAUGUAUUGACGUGAAGUACCAGUUCUAACUAAAGGCCUAUAACUGGGUAAUCAAAGUGUAAUUUCAGAAUGUAGUCAUACCUGAUGUGUGCAAUGGAUGCCAGAUAGCUCUGCAGCGUCUUUAAGGGGCUCGUUAUGACAGAAUGUGGUUAGUUAUCUGAGGUCCAAUGCACCAUUUUUCUCAGACUGAAUGCCGGCCAUUUUAUUAUUUGUUGGUUUCAAGCAAUGCAUUCCUGGUUCUUGAUCACCUCUGUAGUCUGAAUUGUGGGGUAAAAUGUCAUGUAUUAUGUUGCUAUGUAGAAGAAAGCACUUUGAUUAAUAAAUUGUGAGCAUACAUUGGA